AAAAACAGUCCGGCAAAGUUGUUGUUAACAGAAAUUCUCCAGUAUCUUGUCAAUUAUCAUCGAUUGGAGCGCAUAUCGGAAGAAAAACUAUCGUGGAUAAGAAACACUUAUUUAUUUUUGCCUCACAGAGCAAGGGAUUAAUCGCGGAAACGAGGAUCUUCGUGGAGAAUCGACCGAUAGAAAAAAGGUGCUGUACAAGAAUGGCGUUUGAUUCCGCUGCAGGUGGCAGCCAAGGCGUAGACCCAGAGAUGGCACAGUUCUUACAAGUAGAGGCGCAGAAGGCUGAACUUCAACAGAAAAUUGGGAUGCUCACUGAUCUCUGUUGGGAUAAAUGUC
Owenia fusiformis is the source of this 336-nucleotide messenger RNA. Lineage: Eukaryota; Metazoa; Annelida; Polychaeta; Sabellida; Oweniidae. The record is from the annotation of a GenBank genome assembly.